ACCGCCUACCGAACACACCCAAGGUUACCUCCGGCAAUUUGACAUUUUAGUCACAAUGAAAGAUUUAUUUAAUAUCUUUGGCUUAAGUGUGGUGAUUGGACUUUUCGUAAUUUCAACAAACGCAAUUUAUCAAAGCAGAAGCUUAGAGGAAUCAACAAUCAAUUCAGCGGUACCAGCACAUCCAAUUGCCGAGUUCAUCUUGAAUCCGUCAUCUGUUCAUCGACAAAAGCGACAACUGGGCGGCUUCGGCUUCGGCAGUUCCAGCGCCAACGCCAACGCCUUCAGUAGUGGCUUUGGACCGCACGGAUUCGGAUCGAGUGCGGCGAACGCGCAGGCUCAGUCUUUCCAGAGCGGAGGACCUCUCGGUUCGUUUGGUGCAUCGGCGGCCAAUGCCGCGUCCCAGGGAUUCAGCGUUGGACCCAAAGGGUUGGCCGGGUCGGCGUCGUUUUCGGGCAGUCAAUCGUACCAGCUGCCCGGCCGUAAAACACUCUCGAUUGCGUACUCGAACGGGUUCAGUUUGGGCAAGAAUGGUCGUCCGCAAAUUUCUAGGGGGCAGUCGAUCAGUUGGAGUUGAGAUUAUGUAGAAUUGUCAACUAAUUGUGGGUGAAAUUAGUUGAAUAAUGAAACCUUUAUAUACCUCGUGUAAAUGUUAAGCUGAAAAUUUGAUAGAGCCCUAAUAAAAAACAAUCGUAUCAAGUGAAUUUAAAUGUUGAGAAUAGAUAAGAUGAGACACCACUACUUGACCACUACACUUAAAUCCCGAUGGUUUGACAUCAAUUGUUGUCGAGCCAUAGGGGUCAAUUUUUAGUUAGACACCCUCUUCACAGGGAGCUUACAACUCUACCAAACAUUUAUUUCGAUAGAGUUGGUGAACUCCGGGUAAAAAGUGACAGUUAGUCAAAUUUUAGUUUAAUAUUGUCAAAUCAAUGGAGUAAAAACUAAAAAAAAGUCAAAUGAAAAAGUUACCAAUUACUAAGGGCUAAGUGUUAUAGGACCUCCUACAUUUGAAAUCACUGAAUAGCAAAAGCUACACAAUUUCAUGAAUAAAUGAAAGUUGCUGGUAUUUAAAAUUGAGGUGAAAAGUCAUCGAUUGUGAUUGGACACUCAAAAAUAUUUUAACUGAAUGGAUGUGCAUGGAAAAGAAUAUCUGAAUAAAUAUAAAUUAAAAAAGGGCUCUGUGUUCAGUGAAAUAUCUUACUUUUCUUACCAUUGAUUUUAAAAUUUGAUGAAAUUGUACAUUGCCCCAAACCACAAGGUCACAAAUUAGUAGACAAAAAUACAUUAUAAAAAAUUAAAGAGAAAUUUUAAUCGUAAGGCUCUGAAUUAAAAUGUAUCACAAUAAAUUGAUGAAAAUAAUUUUAAGUGUAAAAUACAUA
Molecule: messenger RNA, 1376 nt
Organism: Culex pipiens pallens (northern house mosquito)
Lineage: Eukaryota; Metazoa; Arthropoda; Insecta; Diptera; Culicidae
Exons: 3
Coding region: 56-574 (172 amino acids)
Source: RefSeq, a predicted model, not a curated record